Molecule: messenger RNA, 1084 nt
Organism: Abrus precatorius (Indian licorice)
Lineage: Eukaryota; Viridiplantae; Streptophyta; Magnoliopsida; Fabales; Fabaceae
Exons: 1
Coding region: 34-882 (282 amino acids)
Source: RefSeq, a predicted model, not a curated record
AACCCAAACCAUUACCGCAUUUCUCUUCACUGUAUGAACUCCAACUACCAUCUCAAUAACCAUCCUUUCAAUUUCGAAAUUGCCAAAAACACCUCAAAACGCAAACGAACACUCACUGGAAUGCAAGCCGUUUCGGUUUUACCCUUGUCGUCUAAGAUUAUGGAUUCUUCCGUCGAAAUCGCUGAGAUUUCUGGAAAGUUCGAUCACGAUUUCAUGGCCAAGCUCAAAAUCGACGAAGAAAACGUGCAAAAUGAAAACGAAAACGAAAAUGGAAACGAAGAGGAAGUAGAAGAAGAGGAGGAAGAAGAAGAGUUUAGCUUCAUGCUCGCGAAUCCCGAUGGAUCGCCGAUCUCCGCCGACGACGCCUUCGACAACGGCCAGAUUCGUCCGGUGUUUCCGAUUUUCAACCAAGAUCUUCUAUUUUCCGACGUUUACGACGGCGCCGACGGUCUCCGGCCGCCGAUAAAGAAACUCUUCGUGGAACAGCAGUACGAUUCUCCAUCUCCAUCGGCGGCGCCAGCGCCGGAGGGUCCUUACUGCGAGUGGACUCCGAAAACGCCGGGGAAGAGCAACUCGACGGGGUUCUCGAAGCUGUGGAGGCUCCGCGACGUGAGGCUGCGGAGCAACAGCGACGGCAAGGACACGUUCGUGUUCUUGAAUGAGGCGCCGGCGGCGAAAGCUGAGAAGGCGAGAAACGUGGUGGUAAAGAAGGUUGAGGUGAAGAAGGGGAAAACGGCGUGGUCGGCGCACGAGAAGCAUUAUGUGAUGAAUAGAGCGAGAAAAGAGAGUGAUAAACGCAAGUCUUAUUUGCCGUAUAGGCAAGAUCUGUUUGGGUUCUUCGCCAAUGCUAGCGGAUUGAGCAGGAACGUUCAUCCUUACUGAGAUCGUUUUUGCUCUCAAAGAGAUACAUCUAAUUUGAUUUUAAAAAUUUUAUUUAUUUGUAUGUAAAUCAAUGUUUGGAAUUCACCAAGCUAACUAUGGAGUCCCUUGUUGUCGUGUAAUUAAAAUGUAAUAUUUGCGUGUAUCAUUUUUUGUAGAUGGAGAAUUGGAUAUAUGCAGAUAAAAAGUAAUUUUGAUUAACGAU